CCGGGGCUCGGCGGCGUUAGUCGCUAUUCACGAAGGGGCGCGGACGCAAAGAGCGGGUGCUGUGGCAACCGGGGCACGCGCGCGCUGAGGGCCGGCCGGCGCUGAGGGGAGGGAGCCGGGGGCUAGUGUUCGGUGAGAAUUAAGCCAGAUUAAGACAAUUCAGCAGAUGAACACACAUUAGUGCUGAUGAUGCACGAUUCCAGCCUCUUUCACAGCCUCCUGACAAUGUAUGUUUGCUAAAAGAGCUCCCUGGGGACACAGAGCACUGUUUAAAGUCAGUAGGCGUCUUUAUGGUACAUUAUCUGCCCAUUCACCAAGUACAGCCAUUUUGGAAUAUUUUUAAGGGUAGGGAGAAUCUUUCUGUGGAAGAUUUGGGAUGGCACAACCUCGUAUCUCAGCCUACCUGCCCCCUGAUAUAGACCCCACCAAAGCUGCUCUGGCCUUUGGGAGGAGAGCCCUUCCUAAACUGCAUGAGGAGUUGCAGUCUCCCGAGCUGCUGAUGCAGCAGCGGGCGCUGAUGGCUCUCUGCGAUCUGGUCCAUGAUCCAGAAAAAGUCUACCAGGCAAUAGCAUUAGGAUUCCUGGAGAGCCUGAAGACUUUGCUGGUGCAUCAAGACCAAACUGUCCGGCAAAAAACAACAGAAGUUCUCUCUGUAAUGGCUUCACAUAGUAUUGGCAGGGAAGGGCUAAUACGAAGCGGAGUCAUUUCUGCCCUUGCUGGGCUUCUGGAUGAUCCAGUAGAUAUCUGUCGGAAGAACACCCAUCAGAUUUUUGACAGGCUGGCAAAAUUACCUGAAGGGGCUGGUGGUGUCCUGCGGGCUGCUUUGAUUCCCUCACUGGUCCUGAAGUUGAAGACAGAGUUGGAUGAGAUCCAGGAGCUCAUCCUUGAGACACUCUCCAACUGUCUCCGUGUGGAGGUUUCUGAAGCUCUGGCAGCUGGUGCUGUUACUGUGCUGAAGGAAAGGCUCUCACACCCCUCCACUGCCAUCAGAAGCAAAGCAGCCUGGGUCCUCUUAGAAAUCAGUUCUCAUGCUGAGGGGAAAAUCGCGGUGUGCAAAGAAGAGGUGAUUCCUGUGCUGGUGAGCCUGCUGGAAGACGCGCAGCCCGAAGUUCAAGCUAGCUCGACAGGAGCGCUGAUGUUUGCUCUUGUUAAGCCUCAGGGGAGGUCCUCAGCCAUGGGUGCUGAAGCCCUUCCACCUUUAGUGAGGCUGGUUGCUGAGGAAACCAGCAAAGCGCGUUUGAAUGCGAUCAAAACCCUCACCCUGCUGGCGGAGCUGCCAGAGGGCCGCCAGGCGCUGCUGCUUCACAGGGACACAUUUCAGCGCUGUCUGGAGGAUCCCAGCGAGGCCGUGCAAAGAGCUGCCGACAUCGCCAUCUCCGUGAUCGACUGGAAACCCUUCUGCAGCCGAGAUCUUUUCUAGAGAUCUAUUGCCCUCUGUUGUUGUCUGGCUGUAAAAGGUCCCACACAGAGAAAUGGAGAAGAAAACUUAGGAAGUGUGGAGUUCUCCACUAGGAGUUACUGCCCGAGUUACCAAGAUUUUCCUGUGAUACGAGACACCAACCCUUUUUGUUUUCUUCAUGAUGUUCUCUCCUUUUGAUUUUUUUAAACCUCAGCCUUUCAAACACUAAUCGAUAAUUAAUUAUAUUAGAAAGGUUCACAAUUAGCUCCUCCAGCAGUCUUGUCCAUACUGACAAAUUGAUCUAACAACAGGAAUUUACAUGAAUUUUUCUGCAAACAUUUGUGACACAGGAUUAAGACCAAAGUCAGAAAACCUUUACCAGGGUAGCCCUCGGUAAAGAUGUGUUGGGGACUCUCCAACAGGAGAGGUCUCUGGUCCCUAACUGGAAUUGCUUGUAAUAGGGAACAAAAGCACCUCGGGGUUUGA
This is a messenger RNA of Hirundo rustica (Barn swallow), 1885 nucleotides long. RefSeq names its product radial spoke head 14 homolog (gene RSPH14). The transcript is spliced from 8 exons. NCBI's taxonomy places the organism in Eukaryota, Metazoa, Chordata, Aves, Passeriformes, Hirundinidae. The record is from RefSeq and is a predicted model, not a curated record. Bases 377 to 1420 code for a protein of 347 amino acids.